CUCAAGUCCAUUUGGAGAAGAUAAAGACCCCAGGAUUAAUAUCCGCCCUCCCUAGUAUGGAAGACCUUGGCCCCGCGCAGCAACGAAAAACAUUUGUUAUCAUCGGCGCAACAAGAUCUACAGGCGCUGGCGGUGGAGCCGCAGAUGUAGAUGGUGGGGCGACUGGAAGGUCCUCCCCUGCCCGUUCGUCUGCAGCUGGGUCUGGCAGUGGAAAAUUGAACAGUUUGGCGAGGGAUCCUGUUCGGCUCUUCCGGGAGCUGUACCCUGACGGAGAAACGUACAACGUGGUAAGGAUAGCAACUUGUGAUGCGAAUUUCAAUCAAGUCGUGGGAAUGGGACCGCCAGGAAGUAGGCGCGCACGCGAUCGGGAACUCGAACUAGAGGAGACCACACAUCGUCCUCGACACGCCGAAGCCGAACCAGAUGCAGAUCUUCAUCCCCUUCCUCCUGACAAAGGCGUCCAGAAACUGUGCUUGACGCGCGAAUCGGAUUUGGCAAGGGUUGCGAAUUUCUUCUCAGCGAGGUUUUCGAAAGAUAGGGACCACGUUGUGGUGCUGAUUCAAGGUAGUCAUAGUUUGACGACAGCUGUAUCUACUUCAAGUGGUUCCAGAGCGAAAAGUGAAAGUGGGUCAGUUGUACGGGCAACGAGCGCCGCUGAGCAAGCCGGAGCGCCAGCAGGCUCAUCCCAGUCGCAGUCCUCUGACGGUGGGCCCGCCGUCGAGGUGACAGCUGGGUCAUCUGCUGCAACAAUGGCUGCGGAGCCACUGCGUGACCCGAGUCCGCGCAUACCGGCCCGUGACGCGAGCUACUUUCUCCUCCGGCACUUGCUUCAAGCGGG
This is a messenger RNA of Amoebophrya sp. A120, 838 nucleotides long. The record is from the annotation of a GenBank genome assembly. Lineage: Eukaryota; Dinophyceae; Syndiniales; Amoebophryaceae.